Gadus macrocephalus (Pacific cod) is the source of this 5488-nucleotide messenger RNA. RefSeq names its product pleckstrin homology domain-containing family A member 7-like. NCBI's taxonomy places the organism in Eukaryota, Metazoa, Chordata, Actinopteri, Gadiformes, Gadidae. The record is from RefSeq and is a predicted model, not a curated record. The coding region runs from base 968 to 4966 and encodes 1332 amino acids. Gene Ontology annotation, molecular function: protein binding. The transcript is spliced from 25 exons.
CCCCCUCCCUCUCUCAGUGCUCCAAAUUCUGCCAGAGGAGCAGGAGGCGGGAAAAGGAAUGCAAGCCCGACUCUAUUUACCUCUCUCUCUCGCGCGGUUUCGUUCUGUUUUGAUGUGUGUGUUGUGGUGCGUAGCAUUGCGGUGUGUUGUUAGUCUGUGUGUGUGAGGAAGACAGCCAGUCCUCUCUCUCUGAGGCAGGAACAGGACCGGUCAGCGGGCUGGAGCAUGGAGGGAGGCAGGUGUGCAUCGCUCCCCGCAAGCGGCUUUAUUCUGGGAACAGUGGUUCAGACCCUCCUCACCUGUGGACUGUGUUUGGAAGAGGAGCCGGCGUGGGGCAGUGAGGGCUUUUCCUCUCCUCCUCCAGGUGGACUCAGAUCACCCUGCCUGGAGCUACACAGGGCUUCUGAUCGCUAACUACUCCCUCAACCCCAAGAGACGGCGCUGGCUCAGAGGGGAUUCCAGCGGGGGUCCUUGACACCCCCCUGGGCAUCAAGCAUGUUGGAGUGCGCUCAGUAGUGGCCGUCUGCUUACGAGGGAGGGGUUUGGAUCAGGGCUGGUUUUCAGGGUGUGCUCACCACACCAGUCCACCCCCCAUCUGUUCAUCCAUCUCUCUCUCUCUCUCUCUCUCUCUCUCUCUCUCUCUCUCUCUCUCUCUCUCUCUCUCUGUCUCUCUGUCUGUCUGUCUCUCUGUCUCUCUGUCUCUCUGUCUGUCUGUCUGUCUGUCUGUCUGUCUGUCUGUCUGUCUGUCUGUCUCUCAUGCUGUAGACCCUCGCGCUCAUUCUCAUCUCUCUUUCUUUCAAGCCCCCACCCUCUCGGUGUCUCUCAACACAGACCCCUGCCGGAGGACUUAGAGGUGUUUAAUGCCGGCUCAAGAGCUGGUGCUAGCACCUGUCUCAAGCUAGCUGAAUCCCUGCGGGCCCCAGUAGCGUUAGCCUCCCCCGUGGAGUGGCUGUACCCCGACAGCACCAUGUGGAGUCAGUCUGGACCCUGCAGCCCCCGGGCUCACCCCGGCCACCCCUUCUACCGCGGCCCCUGCAGCCAUAAUCAGCGGAUAACCACGUUCCGACAUCCAGUGACGGGAAGAGUGGCAACAGAUAACCUGGACUUCAUCCUCCAGCAACAGCCACAGGGAGUCCUCACCAUGUCCCUCCCCCCAGCAGGGAAGCCCGGCCGGCCGUCCAGCACCACAGUGAGUGAGUCCUCCACCACCUUCACCUCCUCCACCGUGGACACCAACUCCGCAGCCAAGGGCUCACGGUCCAGUGGGAAGAUCCACGGCUUUGGGAAGAGACAGCAGUCCCUGAAGAGGAACCCCAAUGUCCCCGUGGCGGUCCGGGGAUGGCUCUACAAGCAGGACAGUACAGGGAUGCGUCUUUGGAAGAGAAAGUGGUUUGUCUUGGCUGACUACUGUCUUUUCUACUACAAAGACAGCCGAGAGGAGUCUGUGCUGGGCAGUAUUCCGUUGCCAAGUUAUGUCAUCAGUCACAUUGGACCAGAGGACCACAUCAGCCGCAAGUUUGCCUUUAAGGCCGGCCACACAGGCAUGCGUGCAUAUGCUCAAAAGCCCAGGUCUGUGAUUGGCUCGCAGGCAGAGCACGGGGGCAUGCGGACAUACUACUUCAGCGCCGACACGCAGGAGGACCAGAGCGGCUGGCUGCGGGCCAUGAACCAGGCAGCGCAGAUGAAGAACCAGGCAGUGGUCAGGUCCAAAGAGAUCCUCCUCUCCCUGGAACCCCAGCAGGCUGUCCCCCUGACCAACCACGGCCGCCCCCACCCCUCUGAGAUCUCAGACCGCCAGGAGACCCACCUGGAGCCCCUCCGCCGGGGACCCUCGGACCACGCCGGGACCCUCCUCCGAGACCCCGCCCCCGUCCCCAUGGAGAUGGACACUCACUCCUCCCUCGUGUCCAAUCCCGCCGCCUCCUCCUCCUCCCACUUCUCCCCCCUGACAGACGCCGGCCCCCCGUCGGCCCCGGGCUCAAGGGCCCCGUCACGGGCCACCUCCGCGCUCCCCGAGCCCUGCACCUACAACGGGCUGAGCGCCUGCACCACGCCCAGCCCCAUCCUGGAGCCCAACGGCAUUGGGGCAGGGACCUACCAGAGGAACCCUUCGCCGCCCGGCCCAGAGCCCCCCCACAGGGAGCCCCCCCACAGGGAGCCCUACCGGGGGGACGGCAGGAGCAGCACCCUGGAGCAGGUCGAACAGUGGGUCCAAGUGCAGAGGGCAGAGGUCAAAGGACCCCCGUCACGGGAGAACACCCUGCCCCGCCGCUCCCCCGCCACCCUGCCCCACUCCUCCUCCUCCAGGGAGGUGCGCUACCAGACCCUGCCUCGGGCCCCCGGCCCCAGCCCCCCUCCCGCCACCCGCACCGGGGAGUACAAGUACGCCCAGGACCGCCUCAGCCACUUCCAGCUGGCCCCGGAGCCGGCCGGGCCUGGGGGGGGCGGGGGGCCCGUGUACCAGCUGUACGAGUGGCAGCAGCGGCACCAGUACCGCCACGGCAGCCCCACCGCGCCCCUCUACACGCCCGCGCCCGACUACCCCUAUGGCCCCCGGCCCCCCUCCGCCGGGCCCUCCGCCUCCUCCGCCCCCCGGCCUUCGGACGGCCACCCGCGCUGCAUCUCAGUGCCCCCCUCCCCCGCCGACCUGCCCCCCCCCGGGGUCGGCAGGACCGCCUCCCCCCUGCGGAGGCCUCACACGCCUGCCGAGCGGGUGACGGUCCGGCCCGUCAGGUCAGAGGUCGACGGCCCCUUCGCCGCCUCCCCUCGCCGGGCCCAGUCCCAGAUGUUCAAGGCGGCCACCAUGGAGCGGCGGGCGGGGCCGGCGUCAGGCUACAUCUCCCACACCGUCAGCGCUCCCAGUCUCCAUGGCAAGACGACUGAAGACGCCUACAUGCAGCUGAAGAAGGACCUGGAGUAUCUGGACCUGAAGGUGGUUGGAAGCCAGUUUCUGAAGGAGGUUGGGAAACCAGUGAAGGUGGCAGAAAGUGACGUUGAUGUGAAAUUGAGUCGAUUGUGUGAGCAGGACAAGACGUUGAAGGACCUUGAGAGCAGAAUCAGCACCCUAAAGGAUGACAAGGACCAGUUGGAGCGCGUGCUGGACAUGUCCCGCCAGCAGAUGGAGCAGUACCAGGAGCAGCCCGGCCACGCCCACAAGAUCGCCUACCAGCAGCGCCUGCUGCAGGAAGACCUGGUCACCAUCAGGGCCAGCAUCUCCCGCCUCUCCACGGAGAUGUCUGGGGCCUGGCAGGAGUACGUGAGUCUGGAGAGUUCGGUGGAGCAGCUGAGGAAGGCCAUGCAGGCGCACAUGAACCACAGCUCCACCCCCCAGCAGGAGAAGACGGAGCUGAAGCGUGAACUGUGGAGGAUCGAGGAUGUGAUGGCCGGACUGAGCAGCAGUAAGACAAACUACAGGAUCACCAUCCAGUCGGUCCAGAACCCAGAGAGGAAGCUGGUGCCCUCCCUGUCUGAAGGAGUGUUGUCCCAGCCUCCCUCCUGCUCCUCCCCCCCGGGCCUUCUCUCUCUCCCCCACGGCGCUGCAGAGCACUGGGUGGAGGAUGGCGCCCCGCCCCGGCCCCCCCUGCCCAGCCUCUACGACUACGAGGACACCCCCCCCGCGGUGCCCCCCCUCCCCAGGGAGGCGGCGGCGGUGGUCCGCCACACCUCGGUCCGCGGGCUGAAGAGGCAGUCGGACGAGAGGAAGCGGGACCGGGAGAGCGGGCAGUACCCCCUCAACGGGGACUGUAAGGUUGAACUGCGGUCAUAUUUGAGUGAACCAGAUCUCCCAGUGAUGGACCGCAGCAGCGCUGGGUCGGACCCGGACACCCCCUCCUUCUCCGACAAGGGUCUGUUUUCCUCUGGGCUGAACCAGUCCACCUCCAUCUCCUCUUACGUCACUCUGAGGAGAGGACCUGGAGGAAGCCAGGCAGCCAGGGAGAGGCCCCAGAGUGCCUUGGACCAGAUGUAUGCAGUGUCACACGGCGCCCCCGCCCCCCCUUGCCAGACCCGGGGCCGCAUGAGCGCUGAGGAGCAGCUGGAGCGCAUGAAGCGCCACCAGAGGGCGCUGGUCCGCGACCGCCAGAGGAACCUCAGCCAGGGGGAGCGGCCGUGCUCCUCCGGCAGCCCCCCCCAGCGCUGCUCUUCCAGGACGCCCUGGAACCAGGGCCAAGAGCCGUCCCCUUCCACUCCUCCAUGGGAGCCCGUGCAUCAGUCAGGGGGUCCGCCCUGUGAACCGGGCCCCCGGCGCCGCCUGGAUACCACUCCCCUCCAGGGGUUCGACCCCCGAGAGGAGCGGCCAGGGGCCGAGGGCCAGAGCGACGAGGGCCCGGGGACGGAGAGAGGCAGCGGCCAAUCGGAGGGCUGGAUGUAUCCUUCCUGCGUCGCGAGAGAGAUGGACCUGGAGCCUGUGGACUACGACCUGGACCUCAGUCGAGAGCUCUCCAGACCCCCUAAGGUCCCCAUCCCAGAACGCUACGUGGAGUCGGACCCGGACGAACCCCAGAGUCGAGAGGAGCUGGAGAAGCGCUCCCAACGGGCCCAGCGCAUCAGGACCCUGCUGGCCAAGUCCAGUGUCCACAGCCUGCAGCCGGCCCUGGGCCCCUCGCUGGACUUCACCCCGCUGGACUUCAGCGAGCUGGACUCGGUGCUGCAGCAGCAGGAGAGGAUCAUGACCGUCUCCCAAGCUCUGGCCUCUGAGGCCUCACGCAAGAGCAAGCUGGUUGCAGAGGGACGGACGGACAGACUGCUGGCAGGUACACCUUCCUGGGAUUCUUGGUGUUUUGGUUUUAUGUCCGGGCUGUUAGGGUUUCUUCAGGGAAUGGGCACAGACCCAGAGCAUGAGAGAUGUGAACUUGCGGUGUGUAAUGUGAUCACGAUGUGUACCUAUCGAAAACUAAACGUCCCCUGGGCUCCUCCGCCGUCAGUGGGAGGAGCUCAUCAGACUUUUUGCUGGAGGCAGGAAUCAUAAUCAUUUACUGGUGGUGAUGUAAUCCAUUCGACAAAAUAGUUUCACUCUGUUUGCUUUGGCUUGGUUUUACAAAAGGUGUUUUCCACUUUUCUCUUGGUUCAGAAGACUUUUUAAGACUUUUAAUAAAGAGUUUAAGAAAGAGAAGAAGGGAAGAUCAAUGACUGCACAUCCCUUCGAUCCCUGCUCUGGGAUUGUACUGCUAGAUCCUCUGUUGCUCUGAGAGAGAUGGAUGGCUGCUUUAAGGAGGAGCUCCAAUGUCUCCAUAGAAUAAACACAUUCAUAGCUGUGUUUACUAAACAACAAACAAGUUUCAGCAAAUUACACAAUUACACUUAUCAUCGUUAACAUUAACACAUAAAUUGAGUAAUAAAUCAUUGUACAAAAUAUUUUCAUUGAGUCUUUAUGAUCAUCUUAGAUUUUUCUGUUGUGUUUUUCUAUUCUUUAUUUGGAUUCUCCUCAUUGCGUAGCUCUGGUCAUGAUCACCUCCUCCACCUUUAUAUUUGGAUUCUCCUCAUGGCGUAG